AUGACAGAGCCCGAGAAGCAAGAAGCCGAGAAACAGACAGAAGGGCCGACAGAACAAUAUGCCUCUAGGUCCACGGCUGUGUCUGCUCCGCAGGACCCUGAAUCAGGUGUGGACCAAUCGGUGAUAGGCCCCGCAUGGAUGUACAAGCCACUAUUCAAGAUUGGCAAAUGGGAAGCUCCCUACUUUGCCUCACCAGAGGUCCAACUAUACCUGGUGUCAUUUGUCUGUUUUUUAUGUCCCGGCAUGUUCAACGCCGUCAGUGGUCUCGGCGGCGGCGGUCAAAUUAAUACUCACGAUGUGAACAACGCCAAUACUGCCUUAUACAGUACUUUUGCAGUAGUCGGUUUCUUCGCCGGCUCCAUUGCCAAUCGCAUUGGCUUGCGACUCACCCUGUCCCUAGGAGGCUUCGGAUACUUCCUCUACGUUGCCUCGCUCCUCUCGUACAAUAUCAACCAAAAUGCGGCCUUCCUCAUCUUCGCCGGAGCCCUGCUCGGUAUCUGUGCUGGUUUGCUGUGGUGUGCUCAGGGUGCGGUCAUGUUAAGUUAUCCACAUGAGAACGAGAAGGGAAAGUACAUUGCUAUCUUCUGGGUGAUUUUCAACUUGGGCGGUGUCAUCGGUAGUCUGGUCCCUCUCGGUCAGAACAUGCACUCGACCGCCGGAAAUGUCAACAAUGGCACCUACAUUGCCUUCCUUGUUCUCAUGGCCGUUGGCUUUGUUCUCUGCUGGUGUCUCGUCGAUUGCAAGCACGUCAUGCGUAAGGAUGGCUCGCGCGUUAUCGCGAUCAAAAAUCCAACCUGGAAGUCCGAGUUUUGGGGUCUCUGGGAGACAUUGAUCAAUGAUUCGUACAUUGUGCUGAUGUUCCCCAUGUUUCUGGCCAGCAACUGGUUUUACGCAUAUCAUUUCAACGCCGUCAAUCUCGCCUAUUUCAAUGUUCGCACUCGAGCCCUGAACAGUCUUCUGUACUGGCUGAUGCAGAUGGUGGGUGCAUUCGUCUUCGGCCAAUUAUUGGAUUUGAAUGUUUCGCGUCCAUGGCGCGCCAAACUUAACUUCGGCAUUCUCCUCGCUAUCACCAUGAGCAUUUGGGGGGAGGGUCUCGGCAUGGAUUUCGCCGACAGAGGCUACGUUGGACCCAUGUUCCUUUACAUGUUCUAUGGAUUCUACGAUGCUGCUUUCCAAACCUGCACUUAUUGGUACAUGGGUUCUCUCUCCAACAACAGCCGCAAGUUGGCCAACUUUGCUGGUUUCUACAAGGGUAUUCAAUCUGCUGGCGCUGCUGGAAUGUGGAGCCUGGAUGCACAUGAGACCGCAUACAUGACAGAAUUUGCGACUUGCUGGGGUAUGCUGGUCGGCAGUAUGCUUAUUGCAUCGCCUGUGAUCUUCUUCAAGGUCAAGGAUAGCACUACCGUCGAGGACGAUCUACGAUUCUCCGACGAAACCGCCGCCGAAGUCCUAGGCCAUGCUACUAAAACGUCUGAUGAUAAGCCUCAUACCGAAAUACACACUCCUACCGACACUAUUCGCGACUCUCACGAGGAGACUACCACCAAAUAA
Messenger RNA from Penicillium coprophilum, 1551 nucleotides. Its product is annotated as unc-93 family MFS transporter. The record is from RefSeq and is a predicted model, not a curated record. Bases 1 to 1551 code for a protein of 516 amino acids. NCBI's taxonomy places the organism in Eukaryota, Fungi, Ascomycota, Eurotiomycetes, Eurotiales, Aspergillaceae. The transcript has 4 exons. Gene Ontology annotation, molecular function: transmembrane transporter activity. Gene Ontology annotation, biological process: transmembrane transport.